Messenger RNA from Gasterosteus aculeatus aculeatus (three-spined stickleback), 5640 nucleotides. It is a transcript of the gene dpysl2b, whose product is annotated as dihydropyrimidinase like 2b. The record is from RefSeq and is a predicted model, not a curated record. Lineage: Eukaryota; Metazoa; Chordata; Actinopteri; Perciformes; Gasterosteidae. Gene Ontology annotation, molecular function: hydrolase activity, acting on carbon-nitrogen (but not peptide) bonds, in cyclic amides. Gene Ontology annotation, cellular component: cytoplasm; cytosol.
GAACAUGACCCAUCACUUCCGGUCACUCAUAUCAGGUGCUACAGGUAAUCCCUCACUCUGCUCCGCAUAGCCCAUUGGAUCUUUAAUGUGACACAGCUAGACAGCAGGUCUCUCGCUCGGACUGUAUGCUGAGAGCCGUGAAGUCGCAGGAGGAUAUCGGCUGCAGGCUUGCGGGGCUCAUCUGGACCCAUGAGUAAGCAAAUCCAAACGGUGUGCCGAUCAUAGAGCGGGGGGGACGGCGGAGGAUUGUCUCACACGUCUACCUAAGGACAUUACGUAGGUCCACAGUGCAUAUCUCUCUCCCUUGCGGUGGGAGUGUUUUCACGCAGCAUUAGGCGAACAGAUCUUUGUCACAUCGCGACCACCUGCGCGUGAGUACCGGCAAGAAACAGAGAAAAAAGGCGGUGGCUGUUUAGACGUGCGGAGCUGAAGAAGAGAAAAAUAAGCAACUGAGAGAAUCUGAGGGUCCGGUCGUAUACUUACACAAGAAACCUCGCAGUCCCAAUCCGCCCCAACGUCACCGGCAAGGCAUGUCGACCACCGGGGAAGUACCAGCCUUCUUCAAAAGCAUGGGCUCCGACAGCCCUUCCAGGCCCAGGCAGAAAUUCUGUGGCAUGUUCUGCCCGGUGGAGGGCUCCUCGGACAGCAAGACGCUGGACUUUGACGCUCUGUCGGCGUGCAGGGGCAAGAGUGACGGGCGAGUCAUUGACCGGCAGACCGACAUCUCCCAGCCGCGGAAGGUGGAGAUCAGGGAGAGCACGGGGAAAGAAGCUCUGCAGAACCUGGACGAUAAAAGGAGUGACCGUCUCCUCAUCAAAGGAGGGAAGAUCGUGAACGAUGACCAGUCCUUCUGCGCUGACAUCUACAUGGAGGAUGGAGUCAUCAAACAAAUCGGGGAGAAUCUCAUCGUGCCCGGCGGGGUGAAAACCAUCGACGCCGGCGGCCGCAUGUUGAUGCCGGGCGGCAUCGACGUGCACACGCGUUUCCAGAUGCCCGAUCGAGGCAUGGUGUCUGCCGACGACUUCUACCAGGGCACCAAGGCUGCGCUGGGCGGAGGCACCACCAUGAUCAUCGACCACGUGGUUCCUGAGCCCGGCGUGAGCCUCAUCUCGGCCUUCGAGCAGUGGCGCGAGUGGGCCGACAGCAAGUCCUGCUGUGACUACUCGCUGCACGUCGACAUCACAGAGUGGCACAAAGGCAUCCAGGAGGACAUGGAGGCGCUGGUGAAGGAUCACGGUGUCAACUCUUUCCUGGUCUACCUGGCUUAUAAGGAUGUUUUCCAGCUAUCGGACGCUCAGGUGUACGAGGUGUUCAGUGUGAUCCGCGACCUGGGAGCCAUCGCCCAGGUGCACGCUGAGAAUGGAGACAUAGUCGCCGAGGAACAACAGAGGAUCCUGGAGCAGGGGAUCACUGGGCCUGAGGGACACGUGUUGAGCCGGCCUGAGGAGGUGGAGGCGGAGGCUGUGAAUCGCUCCGUGACCGUGGCCAAUCAGACCAACUGCCCCCUCUAUGUCACAAAGGUGAUGAGCAAGAGUGCUGCUGAUGUCAUCGCCCAGGCCAGGAAGAAGGGCACUGUGGUCUACGGGGAGCCGAUCACCGCCAGCCUGGGAACAGACGGCUCUCACUAUUGGAGCAAGAACUGGGCCAAGGCAGCGGCCUACGUCACCUCCCCCCCCCUUAGCCCCGACCCAACCACACCAGACUAUCUCAACUCCCUGCUCUCCUGCGGCGACCUGCAGGUGACGGGAAGCGCACACUGUCCCUUCAACACGGCGCAGCGCGCCGUGGGCAAAGACGACUUCAGCCUGAUCCCCGAAGGCGUCAAUGGUACCGAGGAGAGGAUGUCCAUCAUCUGGGACAAGUGUGUGGUGACUGGUAAGAUGGACGAAAACCAGUUUGUGGGGGUGACCAGCACCAACGCCGCCAAGAUCUUCAACCUGUACCCGCGCAAGGGUCGCAUCGCCGUGGGCUCAGACGCCGACCUGGUGCUGUGGGACCCGGACGUCACCAAGAUCAUCUCUGCCAAGACCCACCACUCGACUGUGGAGUACAACAUCUUUGAGGGCACGGAGGUGCGCGGCGGUCCUCUGGUGGUCAUCAGCCAGGGCAAGAUCGUCUUGGAGGAAGGGAACCUCCACGCCACCGAGGGCUCGGGACGCUUCGUGGCCCGCAAACCCUUCCCCGACUACGUCUACAAGAGGAUAAAGGCUCGCAGCAGGCUGGCUGAGCUGAGGGGCGUGCCCAGGGGGCUGUACGACGGCCCGGUCUGCGAGGUGUCCGUCACCCCCAAGACCAUGACUCCUUCCUCCUCCGCCAAGACCUCCCCCGCCAAGCAGCCCAACCAGCCGGUCCGUAACCUGCACCAGUCUGGUUUCAGCCUAUCCGGCGCUCAGACCGACGACAACAUCCCCCGCCGGAACACCCAGCGCAUCGUGGCGCCGCCGGGCGGCAGGGCCAACAUCACCAGCCUGGGUUAGAGGUCCGCCCCCCUCGGGCCGCUGGGGAGGAGAACGAAAGAGAUCGGACAGAGGUCGGGCGGCCGACAGGAGCUGAGGGGUCCCGGCAAACCAGGGGGCAAUAUUCGCUGGGCGGCGGGGAGGGGGGCGGGGAGGGGGAGGGAGCCGCGCCCCUCCGUAGCACCUGGCCGCGCCAUCCGUCAGCCUCGAUCUCUCACCGCCUCCCGGCGGGCCCACGCUCCUCAUCCCCAAACCCCCCUCACCCCCCCAUCCCAGAGGACACCGUUAGAAACUAAGACGACAACAAGGAAAAGAAGAAAAAAAAAGAAAAAGAAAACACUCAUUUCAGCACUUUUGAAUGCAUUAUUUCAUUCAUUUUUUUUUUACGCCGUACUUCCUCCCUCCCACGUGUCCUGUUGACGUUUGUUUAAAUGUUGCUUUAAUAGGAGGCCGUCGAGAGACUAAACUGAAUUAACCCAGCUAAGAGAAGAGGGACGUUUUCAUUUCCACCCUUCCCUUUUCAUUUGGGAGAGGAGUCCUAAUGGGGCGUCGGUACAAAACCAAACGGUAGCUUGGUUUGGAAACAGUCUCACAGUUCAUUCAGCCGACAAGCUGUUGACUUAUACUUACACAUUAAACCUAACUUCACUUUCCACUACAUCCCCAUCCGUCACACCAUCAAUGAGAGGUUAUUCUUUUCAGAUGGAGGAGCUUCGGCAGGUCCUUAUUGGAGUUUGAGAAGUGGGAGAAAGGAAGGGAAAGAUUGAGAGGAAAGAAAGUUGUAAUCGCUCGUAGCUUGCAGCUCAACUCCUCUUCGCCUCCUUGUGAGAGAACUUUGCGAGAGGCUUUGGUUGAAAGCCUCUCGCAAAGCCUCCGUCUCUCACCUGAUCCCCGUCCAUCACCAUCCAGUGCAUUUACAUAACGAAUGUUUCCCCUCCUUCAAAUGGGACUGUUCACCAAAACCCCUCUCUUUCUUUUCUACUCUUUAUGUGCCUGAACCCACAGAAGUUGUACCGAUAGUUUUUAUUUCCUGUUUUGUUAUACUUAUUGAGGUUAGAGAGGGAUGUAAGAUAAUGAGAAAAUGAGAGAGAUGCAACAUAACGAGGGUGAAACCGAUUCAAAGGUGCCAGAUUUCACGCUUUCGUGGGGCCCGUCCUGUCGGCGGAGUCCCCGUAACGACGGAAAAAUGAAAUAUUCUAAUGUUUUAGGGUUUUUAACUUUGUCGUCAAACUGCUUUUUAGUGUCAUUCUGUAACUAGGUGCCCGAGGGCCGCGCACUAUUGAUUUACGCUUGAAAGUAGACACGAGCUGAUGUACUCCUGACUAGUGUGUGAGGGGCGGGACGGCGGCGGCAGCAAACGCCACUUGGUCACAGAAUGUGGAUGUGACUUUGCUUCCUGGCUGUACAUAAUUUUUUUUUCUGCAUGAUCUAGUUUUUAUUAAGCCAAGCGACUGCUAUCCGGUGCCAACGAGGCCUCAGAAACCAGUCACCACCUCUCUCUGGGCCCCCCCCCCCAGUGACUCAACACAGCGCAGCAGGCCUAGCGUGGACGUAGGGACCCGUUCCAUACACGCCGAUCAAGACUUCGCUCUGCUUUAGACCGCUUUGGCACACUUUAGACUUCUCGGAUGAAGACCAUCUACUGAACUACUCUCCUGCUAGUCGCCAUAGCAACACAUAUUUAUAUAUACACACACACACACAAACUACAUAAACGCUGUGUUUGCGCAUUCAACCUUGUUUUUCGAAGCUUCCUCCUCUCUGAUCUAACUGGACGCUCUAUAAAAGGUUGAGGUCUGUCAGCGUUAGCGAUGGUAUUUGUGUGUGUUUUUCUUUUUAGGGGUCCGAAGCCGGGGGGAAAUUAAGCCCAUGUCUGAAGCCACCCAAUCAGACAUGAUUGGAAUCUCCACGGCAACUUGUGCAUCACACAAGGUUUCUGUGAGUCAGGAAGUAGGGAGUUAGACCCCGUCUGUCUGACUACUGUUACCUCUUUUCCCUUUUUUUAUCAUCCUGAUUCACACAAGACUUAAAGUCAAAACACUCCUUAUAGACACUGUGCACACAUCAUAGUCCCUCCCACUACAAUAUUUCGGUGGGAGAGUAUGUAGGCGAUGGGAGGCGAAGUCCUCACUCAUAGAAUUUGGCAGCACAAGCGCAGCUCUUGUGAGGCUAACAGCACGCGUCACUUCGUCCCUUUAGCUUGUCUCUGUCAUUCCUUCCCUCCCUUCCUUCCCUCCCUCCCUCCCUCCCUCUCUGGCUCCUUCCUUGUUUCUGGCUGUUGCCGAGGCGACCGAUCCCUCCGCUCUCACGCACGGUGGGGGGGAGCUGCUUUUUUUUGUUUUGUCUUGGCAACGCUUGUCAGAUCGGAGGUUGCCCAUAGCAACUCCUUUUCCUGACCUGGUGCUUUAAGAACAGCUCUGCACCCUGACACACGUUUUUGUAAUUAUUCCGUGACAGCUGUGCAGCGUUUUCUCCGUGUCCUGCGCCGGGUUACGCGGCUUCCUGAAUCCCCGGGUUCACACAACAAACAGCCGUUGCUGUGAUGCAGAACCGGUGGCUGAAAGAAUUGACAUUAGAAACCAGAUGUCAAAGCUGGCAUCCCCGUCGUGUGUCCCGUGCCUCCUCAACACACACACACACACACACACACACACAGUUAUACUACUUUAAGUAGGGCCUUUUUCUAUGCCAUAUUAUGCUAAUGAUAACUGAGUGAAAUGUAUGUAUACGCAAUGUGCUGCAGGCUGAGACGAGCUUUCCUUCAGUCGCCCCUCAAACCCCCGCUCUCCCGCUCUUGUAAGCCCCCCCCCCCCUGUGAAAGUGCAAACUGUGUGAUGGUACAUGUCUUGAUGGCUGUAGGGUUUCUUGGAUGCUUGCUUAGAAUGGAAAAUGAUCCAGUCCCGUGAAUGGUGAUGUCAAAAAAAAAAAGAGCAAGGACUUCAGAGAAUUAAAAAAAAAUGAGAAAAAAGGGAUUCAAUCUCUGUUUCUUUUGUUUCGGACAUUUUAUGGGGAAGUCGUGAAAUGUGGACACUGAAGAAAACGAGCACACAGAGAAAACUAAAAUAAACUUCCUAGUUUGUGACUUCUAGGAUUCACUUUUCUUGGCCCACGGAGGUUAUAGUCACAAGUUACUGAUUAUUCUACGGCACCUUAUAUUUACUUGAAGAGGUCACCAAGCCUUUUA